CGAACAAAGAUGGCUCCAUCUCUCCCCUUCCAUUCACGCACCAAAAUAGCCAGCAGAUUCAGCAUAUUAAGGCUCGGUAUAUUGAUCCUGCGAUGAAUGGGUCUAUACUAGAGUCGAAUGUAUCUAGCUUCGACAGAAGCAAUGCACCACAAUCUUCAUUCAGUCGACCGACCCACCACCUGCCCUCGAACCAAACGAGGGUUUCUAAUUCAUUGCCCUCACAGCAAACAGACUCGGUCACUGCUGAACUCCUUCCACCCGAGGCUCGAACCAGAAAUUCAGUCCACAACACUUUGAAAAAGACAUCUGAACAUCUGCCUCCGACGUCGUCUAAUAAAUCGGCAGAACCGACUAAUAGAAUCCUCAUGACUUCAGAGUCUGGUUCUAAUCAAAUGAUUCCUUCGUCGACUAAAAGCUCGAACGUUCAGUUUACAUCAAAUAGCCUAGGUCCUAUUCCUACAAACCACAAUGGUACACAGGACAAUGGCACACAGGAACCUGCUCCAGGGUCUGUUCGGCCGACCUCCAUACCUGAUACCCAGUCUUCUUUAACUUCAAUUGGCUCUUCGAAUCAGACGCACCCUACCAGCUUGUCAGCUCCGAAUGUGACUUCGCCAAUACUUUCCCCAAUACAGACCUCUAAGUCCAACUUGCCAUCUCCCAUAACCUCGAGCCAAUCAAACUUCACCACCGAUCUCUCUACACCUAUCACAAUCUUCCCCAUCAGCAAAUAAGACACAUCCACCAGCAUAACAUACAUAGCAACCAGCACCGUCGACUCCAACAAUCAGCCAACCGAUGUCUGGAAAUGCCAGGGCGACCUUUGCGAUACCACCAGCAGCAAAAGCUGUAUCAUUCCCGCCUUCUGUGCCGACGAGCCGGAUCUCGGUCCUUCCUGGGGUCUAUGCUGUGGCUUCAUCCCGCUUCCCCUACCUGGUGGCGGGAGUCUACUUCCUGGAGGCCCUCCUGUGCCGCCUAUAAUCGGCCCUCCUGCUCCUCCUGGGCCACC
Molecule: messenger RNA, 1009 nt
Organism: Aspergillus steynii IBT 23096
Lineage: Eukaryota; Fungi; Ascomycota; Eurotiomycetes; Eurotiales; Aspergillaceae
Exons: 2
Coding region: 93-734 (213 amino acids)
Source: RefSeq, a predicted model, not a curated record